Messenger RNA from Rhineura floridana, 3847 nucleotides. Its product is annotated as transgelin-3. NCBI's taxonomy places the organism in Eukaryota, Metazoa, Chordata, Lepidosauria, Squamata, Rhineuridae. Gene Ontology annotation, cellular component: mitochondrion. The record is from RefSeq and is a predicted model, not a curated record. The transcript is spliced from 5 exons. Gene Ontology annotation, biological process: protein depalmitoylation. Gene Ontology annotation, molecular function: protein binding; hydrolase activity, hydrolyzing O-glycosyl compounds; palmitoyl-(protein) hydrolase activity. The coding region runs from base 2864 to 3463 and encodes 199 amino acids.
AAUUCUGUCAUGACCGAAGGAGAAGAAGUUUACAUGUGGCUCUGUUGCCCAGUCAGGGGUGGCAGGACAUUUCAGAGGGUAACUGGUCAACUAGAAGCAUCUGGAGCUCUACAAUGGUUUUCUUAUAUUCUUAAUUUUAUCUUCCCUUUUUUUUUGUAAAUACAGCUAUAUUCUUAAUGAUGCAUCUGCACAAACAAUAAUGUGAAGAAAAUGCUGCUGUUUACAUCAUCUGCCCCAUGCAAAUCACCACUGACCCUUUUAUGCAACAUACAUUUCCUAUAUUUUUGUACCCAGAUAUUUUGUGUCAAUAAUUAUUACUUAUUAUCUUUCAUUAUAGUGUAACCUUUUCAUCUUUUGGUAUACCUUAAAAAAUAAAUACACAUUAUAAAGUUUUUCCACUUAUGCUGUGAAAUGUAACUUGCCAAUUCAAAGUCUCUACAAAUGUACCUAAAAUACAUGUGCAAUAUGCAUUAUUUUUAGUAUUAAUGAAUACAGUUGGCUUUCUUAGUGUUGAGAGUAGUAAAAGGGAAAGGGGAAAUAGGUUUAAUCUUGACUUAUUUAAAAUUGAGUUCAAUUAUCAGAGCUUGGAAAAGUUACUUUUUUGAACUACAACUCCCAUCAGCCCAAUCCAGUGGCCAUGCUGGCUGGGGCUGAUGGGAGUUGUAGUUCAAAAAAAGUAACUUUUCCAAGCUCUGCCAAUUAUUGAUGUACUGCCUAUACAGAAGUUACAGGCCACUGCAACAGUUCCUUUAUAAUUUUUUUUAAUCUGUCACCAAAGUAAAAAGCAAAAACAAAACAUUUGUGCACCAAAGAAGGAACGUAUGUAGUUGGAGGUUCACUUCCAAAAGUCUAAACACAAAAUGUGUUCUUGUCUCCAAAUGCGUUUAGUUUAUGCCUGGUUUUUACAAGUAUGUUUUGUGUGAACAAGUCAAAGGACAGUAUCCAAUUAAGUAAUUUCAUUAGUGCGAAGGUUUCCAUUUGCACAACAAAACUUUCCUUCCCUCUCCCCCUUUGCCCUCAAAUCUGCACCAGAAUGUUGGAGAAACCCCCAAGACAGUUUUGGGAGGGAGGGGAAGUUCUGUUGCACAGCUAGAAGUCCUUGCAUUAACACAACUAAUUUGUUGCAUAUCACCCAAAGAUUCUGAUCUAGAUUGCCGUUCCUUUUUUAAAUAAACCUCUACUGGUUGUUUGCCAAAGAAGAUCAUAUUUGUAAAGAAGCCUUUUUUGCAAUUUGAUAAACUUGAUAAAUUCAGCUGUCUUGUGAUUGUAAAUACUUGUAUUUAUAAUUGGUGAGGAUCCUCAGGCUUUCCAAUACACAGGCAUAGUUUACCUAUAACAUUCUGUUAUAGGAAUUGCUCUGUCCGAAGUAAUGCUACUUACUAGGUUGUUACUAGACAAUAUUGUUAAAUGUAGUCCUGAAGAGGUAACGGCACCAUGGUACUCUAGGGUUAGUGUUUCUCACAGUUCUUCUUAAAGAGGUUUUUGACUACAGGAUAUGUCCUUUCUUGGGUGAGGGGACGGAGGUCUAAUAAUGCUUAUCAUUCCAUCCUACCAAAGUGUUAGCCUAGGAUAUGUAAUAUUAAACAAAUACACAUUUAAAGCCAAAUAUUGAAUCAAUUCUGCUGAGGAUAGGCAAUAUUACUAGAUCAUGCAAUUAAAGGUUCAAAUGCAGGACAGCUUAUUCUGUUGUAGUCCUUGGUUGUACAUCCAAAGUCCUAAUUUGCAUAUGGUUUCUGUUGUUUGAUAUUGCAGGUAGAAUUGCCUAAGUAUAUGGCAUUUUUUCACAGGACAGGUUCCCUUUGCACCUGGAGGGUGCUUCACUGGAUUCUAACCAUUGUGUGAAAUACAGGAGAUUAAAUCUUUUAUUGAAUAAAGUUCUGUCUUUUGGCAGUGGUUAACAUAUCUUAAUGUUGAAUUCUUACGUGUGAUAAUCCUACUGUCUCAGUAGGUGCUAUUCCCAUUGAGACUUCAAUUGGAGUUCAGUGAGGUGCCUUAAGUAUUUUCAGCACAGUAGUUCAGUUCUCUAGGGAAGAGGCUGCCUUUAAUUGCAAGGUAGCAAAUGUCGUUUAGCAUCUUGAGAUGUGUGAUGCAUGUCAACACAAGCCUGGGUGACCUGAGUGUGCACCUAUAGAACAAUAUAAGCAUAAGUUUGGUGUACAUACAGUCUUUUGCAUCACAGCAUUUUUGAGCACAUAAUACCUUAAUAAAAUCAAAUAGCAUCUGAGAACACCUUUUUGUUAUUUCUGAGCAUGUGUAGGGAAUGUUGUGUUCAAUGUGAAUACAGUGUUGCUGGCAAAAUCUGUAAUUGUUCCAAGUAUUUGGCUUCUGUUAAUGCUGCGGUAUGGGGGAAAGUCUUUUGUCAUAGCACCUUACAUAAUGGGAGAUCUAUCUUUUUUAAAUACGGGUAGCUUUAGUAUCUUCCAUGCUGAUACUAAAUUAAUCCUCCCAUGUAAAUGACACUAAGGUCCCAGCUCUUAGGCUCUUCUCUAUUGGGCAGUUUUACAACUAUUUGUGCUGGUGAGAGGCUGGAGCACAAAGAAUUCCCACAUGCUAGAAAGUCAAUGAAAAACACAAUUGUCUCAAAUCUGUAACACAUUUGUACUGAAAGAAAUGCCUUAUUCAUGGGAGUGCAUAUGUAGUGGAAACUCGUUUUAAGUGUUUGUAAUUAAUAACUAUGCAUACAUUAUGACCUGAACUGUAGUGACAAAAGUAGAUCUUUUCUAACAUUCUUAUGUAGUUAUUCAAUACCGUUAAUAAAAGAUGCUGGCCUGAGGUGUACUUUCGUACAAUAUUUGGCACUAUCCAGCUGGAAAAUUGGAAAGACUAUCAUCUAUGAAGAGCGUUGAGUGGAAUCUUUUACUCCAUGGCCAACAGAGGACCAAGCUAUGGUUUAAGCCGAGAAGUCCAGGAGAAGAUUGAACAAAAAUAUGAUCCAGAACUGGAGGGUCGGCUGGUGGACUGGAUUAUAAUUCAGUGUGGUGAAAAUAUAGAGCAACCCCCUCCCGGAAGGCAACAUUUUCAGAAAUGGUUAAUGGAUGGAACACUGCUGUGCAAGUUAAUAAACAGUUUACAUCCCAAGGGAAAAGAACCUAUUCCAAAGAUCACAGAAUCAAAGAUGGCUUUCAAGCAAAUGGAGCAAAUUUCUCAAUUCUUGAAAGCUGCCGAAAUCUAUGGAAUACGAACAACAGAUAUUUUCCAAACAGUGGAUUUAUGGGAAGGGAAGGACAUGGCUGCUGUGCAAAGAACUUUAAUGGCUUUGGGCAGUGAAGCUGUCACAAGGGAUGAUGGAUGUUAUAGAGGAGAUCCAUCCUGGUUUCACAGGAAAGCACAAAAGAACCGGCGAGGGUUUUCAGAAGAGCAACUUCGUCAAGGACAGAAUGUCAUCGGUCUCCAGAUGGGGAGUAACAAGGGAGCAUCUCAAUCUGGGAUGACAGGAUACGGAAUGCCGAGACAGAUCAUAUAGGUCAUCCUCACAUUCUCCACCUUGAAAAACACACUCACACACUCUACAGCAUGGCCUGACUGGAGAAAAAAAAUAUAGCUAGUUAAUGUUCAUGCUAAAAAUCUGCUUCUAAAUUUUCCCUUCUAGGAUUUUUGGAUUUUCUUUCCAGUUGCAACCUUUCAACCUAAAAUGUGGUUCUAUGUGCUUCUUGUGCACCACUUCACACAGCACACUGAUGCCCUGUGGUGUUCGUUUCUGAACUAUGCAAAGACUGUUUUUCUGUAUUUAUUUGCCAUUUGCUACCUUCUGUACUUGUGUCUUAUUGAACUUGCUCUCUUGCAUCUCAAUGACUUUCUCCACUCUACUGGUGACAAAAUACUUUGCUCUUCUAAAAAUAAAAAUAAA